CCCAUCCGCUUCAUUUCUCCCACGCUCUGAAAUUUGAAAUCGCAGACGAGGCGAGACGAAGACGAAGAGGAAGAGCAAGAGCUAGGGUUAGGAGGAGGCGAUUUGCUCCGCCCGCAGAUCGGGGGCGCCACCUCGUCUCGCCCCCGAUCUCGCACCGCCCGCCGCCUCCACCUCUGCCGCGCCGAAUCUCUCAGUUGGAGCCGCCGCCGCCGCCGCCGUGGGCCGGUGGUCGGUGCGCCGCAAAUCGCGCCGCUGCCGUGGCCGUCGGGCUCCCACCCGCAGAUCCAGCAUCCAGGAAUCGUGCGGCUGGGGACGGCGCUCCGCGGGACCAGGGCGGCCAGGGUCGCCGUCGCCAGGGCGAUUGCCUAUGAUCGCUUAUUCCUUGAAGCAACUCCCUGAAGGCCUUACUCAGGCUUGACCGUAUAAUGAUUUUUAUAUCCCUUAGAGGUUUCUAUUGCAAAGUGAGGAUUGAAUGUCUUCAGUCAUGAUGACAAGCGACAACGGAAAGGCUCCAGAGAAGGGUGGAGAAGCUUCUGGACCUUCAUCAGCUCCCCAAGAAGGUGAAAUCAGCAAUGAACCACAAAGGCGCCGGCCGCUCAGUGGGAGGACCACUGGUCCAACACGGCGUUCCACGAAAGGAAAUUGGACCCCUGAAGAGGAUUCCAUAUUGUCCAGAGCUGUUCAGACAUAUAAAGGGAAGAAUUGGAAAAAAAUAGCGGAAUGUUUUCCGGAUAGAACCGAUGUACAAUGCUUGCACAGGUGGCAAAAGGUUCUAAACCCUGAAUUGGUCAAAGGGCCAUGGUCCAAAGAAGAAGAUGACAUCAUUGUUCAGAUGGUAAACAAACUUGGACCAAAGAAAUGGUCAACCAUUGCUCAAGCUUUGCCUGGACGUAUAGGAAAGCAAUGUCGGGAACGGUGGCACAACCAUCUUAACCCUGGCAUAAACAAGGAGGCAUGGACACAAGAAGAGGAAAUUACCCUCAUACAUGCUCAUCGAAUGUAUGGAAAUAAAUGGGCUGAGCUGACAAAAUUUUUACCAGGAAGGACGGACAAUGCAAUUAAAAAUCACUGGAACAGUUCAGUAAAGAAGAAAGUCGACUCAUACAUGUCAUCAGGUUUACUUACCCAAGUCUCGUGUCUCCCUCUAAAUGAAUACUCUGCACACUGUAAUUCCUCACCUGCGUUGACCCAACAAAACAGCGAAGACAGUGGUAGCUAUGCUGUUCGAGAGGUUGAAAAUUCAUCAGUGUGUAGUCAAUCAUCACUUGCCAAGGUUUCUUGCUCCCAAGUGCACAAUGCUAAUGUGGCAUUGGGCUGUGAUUUGCAAGUAAAUGCGAAUGUUGACAAUAAUGAAGCGCAUGAUUCUCAAUCUUCUGUGGGUCACGAAGCAUGCUAUACUUCUGUGGGGGCUGUUGCAACUGCUAUACCUGAGGUGCACUACCACGUUUCUUCCUCUAACUUCGAUCCAGAUCAACACUUGCAAGAGGAGUUUGCUCAAGGAUUGAAUUUGCAUAUGAGUAUGGAUGAAGUGCCAAGUAAUUCUAGUUUUGCAGACAACCCAACUAUCUGUAGUAUAGAAAAUCAUGAAAGGUCAUUGGAACCAUAUGAUGUAGCAAUGGAGAUGCCUCUCUCUAUGUUACCAAGUGAUUCUGGAGCUGAGCAAAAACUACAUUUUAUGUCGGAGGCUGACUUCAAUAGUCCUAAUUGUCUGAAAUCUGAACUUUGGCAGGAUAUUUCCUUGCAAAGCCUUCUUUCUGGACCUGAUGCAGUUGAAACUGAUUCUUUUUCAAGAUCAAAUCAUCAAUCGGAUGUAUAUUCCUCUCAAGCAGAUAAUGAAUUUUUAGCACCACCCUACCUAUUACAGACAUCAAAUUCUUCCAGUGUGAUGGAGGCUACUUAUGGACAGAGUCCACAGAUGUCAGUACCACCAUCUCUUAUCUGUUCAAAUGUUAUGACUGAUGUACCUUCUGAUAAUAGAUCAGAACCAAAAGAAAUGACAGUUUCUCAGGCAGAAAUGGUCACACAAUCUUCCAGUUCUUCAGGUGACGCUGAAAUGUCUGCUAACCCUGGUAGUAGUAAUGGCAGUGAUAUUCCUUCAAUGAUGGAAAGGAUACCUGAAUGUGCGGACCAACAUGUUACUAAUGCGGAAGAACCUGAAGCCAGUAUAGAGAAAGAACCAUCGGUUACACCGAGUGCUACAGCAGAUGAAAAGCAGGAUGAGGGAGCCCUAUUCUAUGAACCUCCUCGUUUUCCAAGCAUGGAUGUUCCAUUUGUCAGUUGCGACCUUGUAACUUCUGGUGAUCUCCAAGAGUAUAGUCCCCUUGGUAUUCGGCAGUUAAUGCGGUCGACCAUGAAUGUCUGCACUCCAAUGAGAUUGUGGGGCUCCCCUACACAUGAUGAAAGCCCUGACAUUUUGCUGAAGAGUGCUGCCAAAAGCUUCAUAUGCACACCAUCAAUACUAAAGAAACGUCACAGAGACCUCGUGUCUCCUAUUCCGGAUAAAAGAAUCGAGAAGAAAUCUGGGACUGAAAAGGAUUGUGGGGUAUCAGACACAUCCUCCAUCGGCAUUCAAACAUGUUUUAUUAAUGCCACUAAAGAUGAUGCUGUUAUAACUAAAUCAGUUUUGCGUAUUGAGCGAUCUGCUUCUUCUAAACCUCUGGAAAAGAAACUUGAGUUCUCUGAUGAGAACAAGGAAAAUUUGGACAACACAAUUGAACAGGCAAAAGAUGGACAGAGUGCAGGAAAUUACAAACACAUUGACGAGCAGGCAAGGGGGGAACGGCGUACUGCAACAAAUAUAACUACUACUUAUGAUGAUCUGCCAGGCAAUUUACAACCUGCAGGUAUUCUUAUUGAGCACAACGGUGAUGAUCUUGUUUCCCCAGAUUAUGGUAAAAACACCAUGAAGAAGCAAAACACAAAUAUGGAAUCUUUGUCAGUCUGUAAGGAGGGAGUGUCUGCUAAAAAGCCUGCGGAACUUAUUGUGGAGAAAUCUUCAGCAUGCAUAAAUGUGGAUUAUGAAUAUGUGAACAUAUUGGCUGAUACCCCAGGCAUCAAAAGAGGACUAGAAUCUCCUUCAGCAUGGAAGUCCCCUUGGUUUGUAGAUAUGCAAUUUCAGGGUUCAUACUUCGUCAGCCCAGCUAAUGGAAGUUACGAUGCGCUAGGAUUGGUGAAGCAGAUAAAUGUGCAGACUGCUGCUGCUUUGGCAGAAGCCCGUGAGGUGCUGGCAAGUGGUGGCCAAUCUGAGAACAUAAAUUCUGAUAAGGAAAACCUGGAGAAUCCAGAUGCCAAGAAGGAACCAGGAGCAACAACCAAAUUGCAAGCAAAAAUCAAGACCGAGGGGAAAAUCCUGGAUUUCAACGAAUGUGCCACACCUAUAAGAUCAUCAGAUAAAAAAGCUGGCAGCAGUCUGGGAAGAUCUUUGAGCUCCCCUAUUCCUUCGUCCCAUCUCCUGAAAAGUUUUCGAUAGGUAGAUAUAUGAGGAAUACACCUCAGGUUAGCUGUAACAAUCAUUAUGUGAAACUGUGAAUCUUGUUCAUUACCGUAUUCUUUGUGAUUAUUACCGUAAAGAAAGCUGCUUCUUGUGACUGCUAUCGCCAGCUUACAAUUUCAGCCCAGAAGCUAGCUUCCAAAAGGCAGCAGAAUACUUGGGCUGUUGAAGCUGUAGUAUUUAAAUUUAGAAAUUUUAAUUUAUUCCUGUUCAAUAUUAUUUGACAUUCCAGGCCUCUUUGUGGAUUUGAUUCAAAAUAUCAUUUUGCAAGCCCUUUGCAAAUUGGAACUACAUGGGGCAACCUUAGUGUUGCUUGCUGCAGGUCUUUCACCAGGUAGAUAACAGUUGGCUCUCGAGUGAGUCUACUACUCUAUACUUUGAAUGGCUAGAAUUCAGUCUGGUGUCAUGCAAAGCUUAAAUUUUAUACAAAUAUUUACGCAUGUAAAUUUUUCAGUAGAAAAAAAUAUUAUCUGCAGGUCCACUAAAUGGAUUAGCCCUCUGAAUGCUUAGAACUUUGGACUGGUUAGUUGAAAACAUGAAAAUUCAUAGCUACAAGAAAGGAAUAAGUCUACUUUA
Molecule: messenger RNA, 4066 nt
Organism: Oryza sativa Japonica Group (Japanese rice)
Lineage: Eukaryota; Viridiplantae; Streptophyta; Magnoliopsida; Poales; Poaceae
Product: transcription factor MYB3R-1-like
Biological process (GO): regulation of DNA-templated transcription
Cellular component (GO): nucleus
Molecular function (GO): RNA polymerase II cis-regulatory region sequence-specific DNA binding; DNA-binding transcription factor activity, RNA polymerase II-specific
Source: RefSeq, a predicted model, not a curated record